Messenger RNA from Caenorhabditis sp. 36 PRJEB53466, 3825 nucleotides. NCBI's taxonomy places the organism in Eukaryota, Metazoa, Nematoda, Chromadorea, Rhabditida, Rhabditidae. The record is from the annotation of a GenBank genome assembly.
AUGCUCGAAGAGCAGGCACUCCACGCGAGCGGAUACCUUGAGGCGUGCGAUCUUUCCACCUCGCCGUCCUCUCCCUGCCUUCUACGCGCUGCUGCUGCUUGCAGCAUGGUUCUAUUCUCUUCUCCAGGCUUCUCAGAGUCCUCGCUCAUCAGAAUUCCACUAUAUCAUAAUCGGAUGCUCGAAGAGCAGGCACUCCACGCGAGCGGAUACCUUGAGGCGUGCGAUCUUUCCACCUCGCCGUCCUCUCCCUGCCUUCUACGCGCUGCUGCUGCUUGCAGCAUGGUUCUAUUCUCUUCUCCAGGCUUCUCAGAGUCCUCGCUCAUCAGAAUUCCACUAUAUCAUAAUCGGAUGCUCGAAGAGCAGGCACUCCACGCGAGCGGAUACCUUGAGGCGUGCGAUCUUUCCACCUCGCCGUCCUCUCCCUGCCUUCUACGCGCUGCUGCUGCUUGCAGCAUGGUUCUAUUCUCUUCUCCAGGCUUCUCAGAGUCCUCGCUCAUCAGAAUUCCACUAUAUCAUAAUCGGAUGCUCGAAGAGCAGGCACUCCACGCGAGCGGAUACCUUGAGGCGUGCGAUCUUUCCACCUCGCCGUCCUCUCCCUGCCUUCUACGCGCUGCUGCUGCUUGCAGCAUGGUUCUAUUCUCUUCUCCAGGCUUCUCAGAGUCCUCGCUCAUCAGAAUUCCACUAUAUCAUAAUCGGAUGCUCGAAGAGCAGGCACUCCACGCGAGCGGAUACCUUGAGGCGUGCGAUCUUUCCACCUCGCCGUCCUCUCCCUGCCUUCUACGCGCUGCUGCUGCUUGCAGCAUGGUUCUAUUCUCUUCUCCAGGCUUCUCAGAGUCCUCGCUCAUCAGAAUUCCACUAUAUCAUAAUCGGAUGCUCGAAGAGCAGGCACUCCACGCGAGCGGAUACCUUGAGGCGUGCGAUCUUUCCACCUCGCCGUCCUCUCCCUGCCUUCUACGCGCAGCUGCUGCUUGCAGCAUGGUUCUAUUCUCUUCUCCAGGCUUCUCAGAGUCCUCGCUCAUCAGAAUUCCACUAUAUCAUAAUCGGAUGCUCGAAGAGCAGGCACUCCACGCGAGCGGAUACCUUGAGGCGUGCGAUCUUUCCACCUCGCCGUCCUCUCCCUGCCUUCUACGCGCAGCUGCUGCUUGCAGCAUGGUGCUAUUCUCUUCUCCAGGCUUCUCAGAGUCCUCGCUCAUCAGAAUUCCACUAUAUCAUAAUCGGAUGCUCGAAGAGCAGGCACUCCACGCGAGCGGAUACCUUGAGGCGUGCGAUCUUUCCACCUCGCCGUCCUCUCCCUGCCUUCUACGCGCUGCUGCUGCUUGCAGCAUGGUUCUAUUCUCUUCUCCAGGCUUCUCAGAGUCCUCGCUCAUCAGAAUUCCACUAUAUCAUAAUCGGAUGCUCGAAGAGCAGGCACUCCACGCGAGCGGAUACCUUGAGGCGUGCGAUCUUUCCACCUCGCCGUCCUCUCCCUGCCUUCUACGCGCUGCUGCUGCUUGCAGCAUGGUUCUAUUCUCUUCUCCAGGCUUCUCAGAGUCCUCGCUCAUCAGAAUUCCACUAUAUCAUAAUCGGAUGCUCGAAGAGCAGGCACUCCACGCGAGCGGAUACCUUGAGGCGUGCGAUCUUUCCACCUCGCCGUCCUCUCCCUGCCUUCUACGCGCUGCUGCUGCUUGCAGCAUGGUUCUAUUCUCUUCUCCAGGCUUCUCAGAGUCCUCGCUCAUCAGAAUUCCACUAUAUCAUAAUCGGAUGCUCGAAGAGCAGGCACUCCACGCGAGCGGAUACCUUGAGGCGUGCGAUCUUUCCACCUCGCCGUCCUCUCCCUGCCUUCUACGCGCUGCUGCUGCUUGCAGCAUGGUUCUAUUCUCUUCUCCAGGCUUCUCAGAGUCCUCGCUCAUCAGAAUUCCACUAUAUCAUAAUCGGAUGCUCGAAGAGCAGGCACUCCACGCGAGCGGAUACCUUGAGGCGUGCGAUCUUUCCACCUCGCCGUCCUCUCCCUGCCUUCUACGCGCUGCUGCUGCUUGCAGCAUGGUUCUAUUCUCUUCUCCAGGCUUCUCAGAGUCCUCGCUCAUCAGAAUUCCACUAUAUCAUAAUCGGAUGCUCGAAGAGCAGGCACUCCACGCGAGCGGAUACCUUGAGGCGUGCGAUCUUUCCACCUCGCCGUCCUCUCCCUGCCUUCUACGCGCAGCUGCUGCUUGCAGCAUGGUUCUAUUCUCUUCUCCAGGCUUCUCAGAGUCCUCGCUCAUCAGAAUUCCACUAUAUCAUAAUCGGAUGCUCGAAGAGCAGGCACUCCACGCGAGCGGAUACCUUGAGGCGUGCGAUCUUUCCACCUCGCCGUCCUCUCCCUGCCUUCUACGCGCUGCUGCUGCUUGCAGCAUGGUUCUAUUCUCUUCUCCAGGCUUCUCAGAGUCCUCGCUCAUCAGAAUUCCACUAUAUCAUAAUCGGAUGCUCGAAGAGCAGGCACUCCACGCGAGCGGAUACCUUGAGGCGUGCGAUCUUUCCACCUCGCCGUCCUCUCCCUGCCUUCUACGCGCUGCUGCUGCUUGCAGCAUGGUUCUAUUCUCUUCUCCAGGCUUCUCAGAGUCCUCGCUCAUCAGAAUUCCACUAUAUCAUAAUCGGAUGCUCGAAGAGCAGGCACUCCACGCGAGCGGAUACCUUGAGGCGUGCGAUCUUUCCACCUCGCCGUCCUCUCCCUGCCUUCUACGCGCUGCUGCUGCUUGCAGCAUGGUUCUAUUCUCUUCUCCAGGCUUCUCAGAGUCCUCGCUCAUCAGAAUUCCACUAUAUCAUAAUCGGAUGCUCGAAGAGCAGGCACUCCACGCGAGCGGAUACCUUGAGGCGUGCGAUCUUUCCACCUCGCCGUCCUCUCCCUGCCUUCUACGCGCUGCUGCUGCUUGCAGCAUGGUUCUAUUCUCUUCUCCAGGCUUCUCAGAGUCCUCGCUCAUCAGAAUUCCACUAUAUCAUAAUCGGAUGCUCGAAGAGCAGGCACUCCACGCGAGCGGAUACCUUGAGGCGUGCGAUCUUUCCACCUCGCCGUCCUCUCCCUGCCUUCUACGCGCAGCUGCUGCUUGCAGCAUGGUGCUAUUCUCUUCUCCAGGCUUCUCAGAGUCCUCGCUCAUCAGAAUUCCACUAUAUCAUAAUCGGAUGCUCGAAGAGCAGGCACUCCACGCGAGCGGAUACCUUGAGGCGUGCGAUCUUUCCACCUCGCCGUCCUCUCCCUGCCUUCUACGCGCAGCUGCUGCUUGCAGCAUGGUUCUAUUCUCUUCUCCAGGCUUCUCAGAGUCCUCGCUCAUCAGAAUUCCACUAUAUCAUAAUCGGAUGCUCGAAGAGCAGGCACUCCACGCGAGCGGAUACCUUGAGGCGUGCGAUCUUUCCACCUCGCCGUCCUCUCCCUGCCUUCUACGCGCUGCUGCUGCUUGCAGCAUGGUUCUAUUCUCUUCUCCAGGCUUCUCAGAGUCCUCGCUCAUCAGAAUUCCACUAUAUCAUAAUCGGAUGCUCGAAGAGCAGGCACUCCACGCGAGCGGAUACCUUGAGGCGUGCGAUCUUUCCACCUCGCCGUCCUCUCCCUGCCUUCUACGCGCUGCUGCUGCUUGCAGCAUGGUUCUAUUCUCUUCUCCAGGCUUCUCAGAGUCCUCGCUCAUCAGAAUUCCACUAUAUCAUAAUCGGAUGCUCGAAGAGCAGGCACUCCACGCGAGCGGAUACCUUGAGGCGUGCGAUCUUUCCACCUCGCCGUCCUCUCCCUGCCUUCUACGCGCUGCUGCUGCUUGCAGCAUGGUUCUAUUCUCUUCUCCAGGCUUCUCAGAGUCCCUCGCUCAUCAGAAUUCCACUAUAUCAUAA